GCAGCUGUUUCACCUCUUGUCCGUGCUUUUAGGUCCGCUCAUGCUUCUGCAAGCAACAAUGGGACAACAACAAGAAUUCAAUGCAACGGGACAUGAAGUCCAACAAGAAUUCAAUGCAACGGGACAUGAAGACCAACAAGGAUUCAAUGCAACGGGACAUGAAGACGACGUCGUUACUCAACGCUUCCCUUGGGAUGCCGUAGCAAAAGGUCUCGUUGGUGUAGGUCAGGUCCUCGGAAGCAUCUUCGGACACUGAUAACACGAUACUGAGCAAAUCC
Cylicocyclus nassatus is the source of this 278-nucleotide messenger RNA. The record is from the annotation of a GenBank genome assembly. NCBI's taxonomy places the organism in Eukaryota, Metazoa, Nematoda, Chromadorea, Rhabditida, Strongylidae.